Molecule: messenger RNA, 2277 nt
Organism: Penicillium antarcticum
Lineage: Eukaryota; Fungi; Ascomycota; Eurotiomycetes; Eurotiales; Aspergillaceae
Product: F-box protein
Exons: 1
Coding region: 1-2277 (758 amino acids)
Molecular function (GO): protein binding
Source: RefSeq, a predicted model, not a curated record
AUGCCCUCUUUGAGAUCGAGUCAGGGCUAUACCAGUCAUGUGCCACGGAAUGAUUCAAGUAUACGCAAGAAGCGGAACUCAAGAAUAUCAAUACACCCAACCCUGAAUGAGAGGGAAACCGGGCGCAUUUCACCACCACACGACCAGCCUGUACCAAGAUCCCAUCAAAAGACCAAGUCGGCACGAUCAGCUGCCAACAUCGCGCCACCUGAGAUUCUGCUAGACAUCUUCUCCAUGCUGGCACCCCGGGACUUUGACAAUGCCCGACGGACAUGCUCGCAAUGGAUGCGAGUCAGCCUCAAUGACAAGCUCCUCGAAGCUAUGCUAAGAACAGCAGGGUGGUGGGAUGCAUGGUUACAAGACCGUCGAAAGAAGUGUAACUCGACUCGCUCAGAUGAGAGUGAAGCCUGGAGAAUGAGCCGUCGGUUUUCAACAGAGUGUCUUCUCUCCGGGCGGAGAUUCAAUGUCGAGAAACCAGGUUUCCUGUCAACUGCAACUGUUGACUUUUCAGGCCUUUCGCAUAAUGUACCGCGCAAGAUUCGAGGCAGUCGGCUCCAACCCGUGCUUAAACAGAACAAGGCUCUUUCGACAUUCAGUAUUAGCAAUUGCAGCAAUUAUCUACUUGUCACCAACGGCUGCAUGAUCUAUGUUUAUCAUCUUUUGGGUCGCAGAUCUCAGUCAGCAUCUCCAACCGACAGGUCUGAGGUUGAAUUGGUCCCCGUUUCACGAAUACCAUGUCCAUUCGAGGUCCUAUCAGCUGUCAUUGACACUAGUACAUCUCGCUUUACUGUUGCCGCUCUGUUGAACAAUCGAGUUGGCAUGAUCUGUGACUUGGAUAUGACUUUCUCCAACGAAUCAAGCAUGACGACUCCUGCCAACGACACUUCAGCUUUACAAGAUGCAGAGGAGCAUCCAACAUCACAACUCCCCCGAAUGCCAACAGCAGACCCAACAUCCCGACACUUCUUCUACAACGUCUGCACACCCGACGCCCCUCCACGAACGAUAGCCCUAUGUCCAGGCCGACGUCUCGUGGGCUUCGGCUGCGCAGCCGGCAUAGAAAUCCACAGCAUGAACGAACCAAGAAGAAACGAACAAAGAAAGCACUUCCCAAUGCCCCAACCCUCAGAAAUCCUCCACUUCCUCCCAAGCUCCCCAGAAGCCCCCAAUGAACUCCGUCUCAUCUCUUCCCUAGCCGGACCAGGCUUCCACGAAUGCAAAUGUCCCCCUUCACCAACACCCUCCCUUCAAUCCCCAACCCCCCAAGCAAAGAAUCAAUUCCACUUCCUAGCCGACGUCCAAUCCUUCAGCCGUCGCCGAAUCCCCCACACUCCAUCCAGAAGCUUCGUGCGCGCAACACACUGCCACCACUACGGCGCAGUCCCCAUAAACGACGGCUACCACAUAAUGUUCAUCGAGCCCCGAACAGGGCUCCUCUGCAUCGGCUCCUCAAGUCCAAUCGGCGGCCCAACAAGCCUCACUCGCGCUUUAAUCUGCAUACCCCCAUUCGCAAACCCAAAUUCAGCAAAAGAGCCGCCCAUCCCCACGACUUUCGUCGCAGGCUCUGAUCUAAGCUGGGGUCUGCGUGUUGUUGCCGCAUACGGGAACCGUAUCGUGCUCUAUUCUAUUCCGCUGGAUGUAUACAACGUCAUCUGCAAGGAGCGCGAGCGCCAAGGCGACGGCGUUAUGGGAGACAGUGAUCUGGCAAAGAAUUGGCACGUUGAUGCAGACCGGUCCCCGAAACGGUGGGAAAGUCUUGUUCAGAAUCAGAAUGGGGAUGGGGAGUUUUUGCUGAGUGUUUCCUAUGGGCCGACUGCUAUGAUGUGGCCUUUUAAGAUUUAUGGGAAGGAGAUUGGUAUUGUUGAUGGGCUUGUUGAGCUGUCUGUGCAAUCUUCUGAGGGGGUUGUGCGAGUCUGGGCUUUUGGAGGAGAUGGGCGGGCUACGGUCUUGGAUGUCGAUACGUUUACAUCUACGUCUUCUGGGCCUGGUUCCGUUCCUAUUUCUGCUUUGAAAAUUGGGGCUGAUGGCGGUGUUGAGAGUUUGGAAUUGGUUGAGAGGGCUGGACUUGGGCCUUCGCGGAAGAGGAAGGCUGAGGUUUUAGGGGAUGACUUUGCCGGUCGAUAUGGUACUGCUCGUCAUCCGGCCAGUGUUGAUGGGCUGGGCUUGGUGAAGCCUUGUGCUGCUGGUGUACAUGGUGUACAGCAGGAUCCAACCGUUCGUCGUACUUCUUUUGCGGCGUGUAUAUUGGACUUCAAGAUUCCUGAGUUAGGGAUCUAG